GAGAGACGCGCUUGGCGGCGGCGGCUGAGGAGGGCGCCCGACUACCCUCCCUCCCUCCAUCCCGCCCGGCGGAGCCAGCCCGGCCGGCCGGCUGUUCCUGCCCGCGGCGGCGGCAUGUUCAAGAACACGUUCCAGAGCGGCUUCCUCUCCGUCCUCUACAGCAUCGGGAGCAAGCCGCUGCAGAUCUGGGACAAGAAGGUGCGGAAUGGCCACAUCAAAAGAAUCACAGAUAAUGAUAUUCAGUCACUGGUGCUGGAGAUUGAAGGAACCAAUGUCAGUACCACCUACAUCACGUGUCCUGCUGACCCAAAGAAGACGCUGGGGAUCAAACUGCCUUUUCUGGUGAUGAUAAUCAAGAACCUGAAGAAAUACUUUACCUUUGAAGUGCAGGUGUUGGAUGAUAAAAAUGUGCGCCGGCGGUUCCGUGCCAGUAACUACCAGAGCACGACCCGGGUCAAGCCUUUCAUCUGCACCAUGCCGAUGCGCCUGGAUGAUGGCUGGAACCAGAUUCAGUUCAACCUGUCCGACUUCACUCGGCGCGCGUACGGCACCAACUACAUUGAGACCCUGAGAGUCCAGAUCCAUGCGAACUGUCGCAUCCGCAGAAUUUACUUCUCUGACAGACUAUACUCCGAGGAUGAACUUCCUGCUGAGUUCAAGCUUUACAUCCCUGUCCAGAACAAGGCCAAGCAAUGACAGCCUGUUGGGAAGCCCUCUGAGAGAUGCACUGUGAAGACGGGUGGAAGAGUGUGGAUUUUUUUAUUCAAAACAAAAUGUAGAUGUUGAUUUACCUAGGGUAACUUUAUUUAAUAAAAAAUGGUAUCUGUAA
Molecule: messenger RNA, 829 nt
Organism: Elgaria multicarinata webbii
Lineage: Eukaryota; Metazoa; Chordata; Lepidosauria; Squamata; Anguidae
Gene: CFAP20
Product: cilia and flagella associated protein 20
Exons: 6
Coding region: 115-696 (193 amino acids)
Biological process (GO): cilium assembly; positive regulation of cell motility; regulation of cilium beat frequency involved in ciliary motility
Cellular component (GO): ciliary basal body; motile cilium
Source: RefSeq, a predicted model, not a curated record